GCCUCCUUCCCCUGGCCGAAAUGGACCUCUCAGGCUUACUGUGUAACCGGUCAGCCUCUCUGGAGGACCAGGAUGUUCAGGGACCCCCGGUGCUGGUGGAUGCCUGGCUAGUGCCCACCCUGUUCAGCCUCAUCAUGCUGGUCGGCCUGGUGGGAAACUCUCUGGUCAUCCACGUUAUCACCAGGCACCAGCAGAUGAGGACUGUCACCAACUUCUAUAUAGUGAACCUGGCCACCACAGACAUAAUGUUCCUGGUGUGUUGUGUUCCCUUCACCGCUACCCUGUACCCCCUGCCAAGCUGGGUGUUCGGAGAUUUCAUGUGCCGUCUGGUCAGCUACCUACAACAGGUGACAGCCCAGGCGACCUGUAUAACUCUAUCUGCUAUGAGUGUUGACCGUUGCUACGUGACCGUCUACCCUCUACAGUCUCUACGCCACCGCACCCCUCGCAUGGCCGUGACGAUCUCUGUUUCCAUCUGGAUAGGUUCUCUCCUGCUGUCAGUGCCAAUAGCUUUGUACCAGCGUUUAGAGGAAGGCUGUUGGUUCGGUCCCCAGACCUACUGCAGCGAAGCGUUUCCUUCAGCCCGCCUCCAGAGAGCGUUUAUCCUUUACAGCUUCCUGGCUGUCUACCUGUUACCUCUCAUCACCAUCUGCUUCUGUUACGCCUUCAUGAUCAAACGCAUGGGACAGCCCUCGGUACAGCCCACCGACAACAACUACCAGGUGACAGCCCAAGCAGAACGUGGCGCGACAGUCAGGUCUCGUGUGUCUAGAAUGGUGAUAGUGAUGGUGGUUCUGUUUACGGUGUGCUGGGGACCCAUCCAGAUCUGCAUCCUGCUCCAGGCCUUCGGACCGCACCUGCGCUCCUACGCACUGUACAAGGUGAAGAUCUGGGCCCACUGCAUGUCCUACUCCAACUCUUCUGUCAACCCUCUGGUCUACGCUUUCAUGGGCAACAACUUCAGAAAGGCCUUUAAAAAUGCCUUCCCCUCUGUCUUCAGCCCACAGGGCCGAGGGAGGGGCAGGGUGGGGGAGGCAGGGAGGGAGGGGGAGACAGAAUGCCAGGCCCCCAACGUGGACACAGAGAUGCACUUUCUUUCAUCUGGGACCUGA
Salmo salar (Atlantic salmon) is the source of this 1112-nucleotide messenger RNA. RefSeq names its product G-protein coupled receptor 54. Gene Ontology annotation, biological process: G protein-coupled receptor signaling pathway. Gene Ontology annotation, cellular component: plasma membrane. Gene Ontology annotation, molecular function: G protein-coupled receptor activity. NCBI's taxonomy places the organism in Eukaryota, Metazoa, Chordata, Actinopteri, Salmoniformes, Salmonidae. The record is from RefSeq and is a predicted model, not a curated record.